Molecule: messenger RNA, 1560 nt
Organism: Aspergillus terreus NIH2624
Lineage: Eukaryota; Fungi; Ascomycota; Eurotiomycetes; Eurotiales; Aspergillaceae
Product: putative Golgi matrix protein
Exons: 7
Coding region: 1-1560 (519 amino acids)
Biological process (GO): endoplasmic reticulum to Golgi vesicle-mediated transport; Golgi organization
Cellular component (GO): Golgi apparatus
Molecular function (GO): small GTPase binding
Source: RefSeq, a predicted model, not a curated record
AUGCCUGAAGGCGGGAAAUCGAAAAGCAAGAAAAAGAACAAGGCCGCCGCAAAGGCCAAGGAAGCGGAGAACAGCGCCGUCGAGUCCCAGGAUCAAUCCGCCGUGAAGCACGAUGGCGAGGCGGAGGAACCAUUAGAACCAAGCGACGAACAGCCCAGCACCAGCGACCAGCCCGCGACAGAGCCCCACGAUGCAGCGACGAAUGAUAACGAGACCAACCCCGACGCUGCCUCGAAACACGAGUCCGAUGACGACGGAGACGAUGAAGACAACGGGAAACAAGUCGACGGCGAUCCCAACCCACCCGCCGACACGCUUCAAUCGGAGGACCGAUUCGACGCUCUGGUACGAGACCGAGAUUCUCUGCGCGCAGAAGUGACGGAUAUGCGGAAGUCUCUGGAGGAGAUCCAGACCAAACACCGCGAAGAGAUGGAAGCGCUACAGCACAAGUUGGACGAUGCCGAGAGCAAAAAAGAACAUGCCGAGACGCAGUUCCAGAAACUCCUGGAGCGGGUCAAUACGAUCAAGUCGCAGCUGGGCGAAAGGCUGCGAGAAGAUGCUAACACGUCGUUGGAAGAGGAACUGAAGGCGAAGAGCUCUGAGAUCGAGGAGCUCACCGAAGACAACGAGCAGAAGUCGAAGGAGAUCUCGACCCUACGGGACCGAACGAACCUGUCCCAGCAGAACUGGUUGAAGGAGAAGGAAGAGCUCCUCGAACAGGAAUCCUACCUCCAGACAGAAUUCGAACAGGCCAAGGAAGCGAUGCAUAACUGGGAGGUCCUGGCGAUGGAGGAGCGAUCCAUCCGGGAGAAUCUGGGCGAGAAGGUGGUUGAUCUCGAAGAGCAGCUCGCCAAUCUCAGGGAUGCCUAUGAAAGGGCUGCAGCUGAACGAGAUUCUCAGCAGUCGACAGUUGACGGGUUACAGCGGGCCCUGCAAGAGAUCCAGACAGCCCGCAAGCAAGAACUCCGCGAACUUGUCGAGAGUUCCGACGCUCAAGUCGAAGAGCUCAAACAAGCCCUUCAGAGCGCCGAAAAGAAGGCAUCUGAGGCAGACAAGUCUCUCCACGAAGCUCAAGAAGAGCUUGAGCGAGUGAGGCCAUUCGAGAAAGAAGUCAAGGAGAAGAAUCUCCUCAUCGGAAAACUCCGACAUGAAGCGGUGACCUUGAAUGAUCAUCUCACAAAAGCACUACGGUUUCUCAAGAAGGGGAAGCCAGAAGACAAUGUUGAUAGGCAUAUUGUCACAAAUCAUCUCCUACAUUUCCUCGCCCUGGAUCGGUCCGAUCCAAAGAAGUUCCAGAUCUUGCAGCUUAUUGCGGCCCUCUUAGGGUGGACAGAUGAGCAACGUGAGCAGGCAGGCCUGGCACGCCCUGGGGCAUCAAGCAACUCCGGGAAGCUUCGAGUCCCCAGCACGCCUGUUCAUCGCACCCCCAGCACGCCGUCGUUAGCCACCGAGUUCAUGGACAAUGGAAACGCGAGCAAGGAGUCGCUGGCGGAGCUCUGGUCCAAUUUCCUGGAGCAGGAAUCGCAGGCGGCCCAGGAGAGCGCACAAUCAAAGCCAUGA